AUGGGCCUGAACGAGACUUGUCUGUCGGCCGUGACCCGAUCGGACGAAUCCCUUCUUGGCGCCUGCACCCCCUCCGACUCCGUCUUCUUCUUCAAGACCCACAAGACCGCGAGCAGCAGCGUCCAGAACAUCGUCUACCGCUACGGCUACGGCCGCGGCCUCGCCUUCCUCCUCCCGGACGGCGCGGGUCACCCGACCAACUACUUCGGGCACCCGCGGCCCUUCGACCCGUCGAUGGUGCUCGAGCAGUACUCGAUGGGGCGAGACGUGUACGACGCGUACGCGGAACACGCGAGGCUCAACGUCAGCGGAUUCAAGGCGGUCGUGAAUCCCGAUGCCGUCUGGUUCACCGUUCUCAGGGAUCCGGCUGAGGCUUUCGACAGCAUGUAUCACUACCACGGCAUCUCGAACAAGUAG
Molecule: messenger RNA, 417 nt
Organism: Darwinula stevensoni
Lineage: Eukaryota; Metazoa; Arthropoda; Ostracoda; Podocopida; Darwinulidae
Source: the annotation of a GenBank genome assembly